Messenger RNA from Tetrahymena thermophila SB210, 1827 nucleotides. Its product is annotated as RNA methyltransferase, putative. NCBI's taxonomy places the organism in Eukaryota, Ciliophora, Oligohymenophorea, Hymenostomatida, Tetrahymenidae. The transcript has 7 exons. The record is from RefSeq and is a predicted model, not a curated record.
AUGAAUUUUUUAAACAAAAAAAAGAAUUUUAUCAAGGAUUCUAAAAAAGCUUAAAAGAAUCAAUUCAAAGAAAGCUCAAAAAAUAAAAAAGCUGAAAAUGAGGCUGCUAUUGAUGACGUUUCAGAAGAGGAAGAUGACAUCUAAUAAAUUGAAUAGGUAUAAAAGAGAGAUAAAAAAAAUAAAAAUGUUGAAAAUUAAGAUGAUGAGAAAGAGAUAAGCUAAAGUGAAAAGAAACUCUCUAGAAAAGAAUUGAAAAAGUUGAAAAAAAGUUAAAAUCAACAAUAGGAUUAGACUGAUUUGAAUAAUUCUAAUGAAGAUAUAUAAGUAGAAUCAGCUUCUGAUAAAUCUAAGCUUAAAUUAAAUUAAGUUUAGACUAAUGGAAAGAAAGAUUAGAUAUAGCAGCUAUCCAAUGAAGAUGACAAAAAAUCUUCAAAAAAGAACCAGAACAAUAAAGAUUAGCAAUAAGUUAAAUAAGAAACUACUUAAAAAAUAGAACCUAGAAUUAUAAAAAAGCCAAAAAUUACAAUUAUUGAAGAAAAUGAUGAAUCUGAAAAUGAGGUAGAAAAAAAAGACUCAGGUAGAAAAAACAAAAAUAAAAAAGAAAGUGACAGUGAACAAGAAUAAUUUGAUGAUGAAGAAGAAGAAGAUUCAGAUUUAGAAGAAAUUAAAAGAGUUAAAAAGCAAAUGAUGGGAUCUGAAGAGGAAGAAGAGGAUAGUGAUGAUGAUAUUAAAUUAAAAAAAGCAAAUAAAUUUGAUAGUGAUUCAGAAGAAGAAAACUUCAAGGACAUAGAAAGUAGUGAUGAUGAAGGUUUUAAAAGCAAAAAAUCAAAAGCACAAAAAGUUACCAAAAAGCAAUAAGUAAAAGAGAAGCCAUAGAAAGCAUAGGAAAAUAAACCUAAAUUAAAAUAAUUAAAUGAAAAAAUAAAAUUAAAACAUUUAGCUAUUUGCAUUCCUGACUCUAUAAUUUCAAUACCUUAAUCCUCUGAAUUAAGAAGUUACUUCAUCAGUGAGUUAGCCAGAACUGCAGCUAUUUUCUGUGUAGAUGAAAUAAUCAUUUUGAAGGAUAAUUCUUAUAUAGCCAAGUCUCAAAACUUUUAAUAGGGACCUUACAUAGUUAGAAAUUUGUAAUAUUUAGAAACACCACAAUACCUAAGAAAAUAACUUUUCCCAAUCCAUCCUGAUUUGAAAAAUGCUGGCUUAAUGAAUCCAAUAGAAUGCCAUCACCAUUUAAAAUCAGACUAAUACUGUCCUUACAGAGAAGGUGUAGUGAUGAACAGACCUACAAAAGAAAAUGAGGGUUCAUGGGUAGAAAUUGGCCUUAAAAAGUAAGCAAAGAUCCCUUAUAAGUUAGUUACUAAUACAAGAGUAACUUUGAGAAUAAAUGAACCUACACUCGAUAUAGAGCAAAAAUAUUAUUCUGCAGAUGUUGUUUCAUAGAAAGAACCUAAAGAAAAAAUGGGACUAUAUUGGGGAUAUUAAGUUAGAUUAGCAGAUACUUUGAGUUAAGUUUUUAAGGGAGAAGAUAAUUUAAAGUAUGAUGUGAAAUUCUUGAUUAAUUAAGGAGAUCAUUAACAAUUCAGCGAAGAAUCUAUUUCUGAAACAGAAUUAGACCUUGAGGAUAAAAAUGUUUUAAUUGUGUUCAGUGGUUACAACAACUUAGAAAGUAUCAUUGACAGUGAUGAAUAUACUAAACUCUCAGGAAAAGAUGCUUUGAAUAAAUUUGAUGCUAAUUUUACUAUGCAAAAGGGUAAAUUCGGAGUAAAGCAACUUAGAUUAGAGGAAGAAAUGUCUCAUGCACUCUCAAUUCUUAGAAAGUUAUUUGAUUGA